Penicillium maclennaniae is the source of this 1494-nucleotide messenger RNA. RefSeq names its product zinc finger protein. The coding region runs from base 1 to 1494 and encodes 497 amino acids. The record is from RefSeq and is a predicted model, not a curated record. The transcript has a single exon. NCBI's taxonomy places the organism in Eukaryota, Fungi, Ascomycota, Eurotiomycetes, Eurotiales, Aspergillaceae.
AUGCCACUAUGUCGUGCGCCGCUGCCAAAUACAGCAUCGGAACUGAUCAAGGCAACUGCCAACCUGAACCCCCCCUUCUCUGAUUUUCAUCCUGCCACCCUCUCACACCAUUUUCCAGUAUCAUUGUCUCUUCUCAAAGCACCCGUGAUGGAUCAUCUUCGUCGUUCUAAGCAGUCUUCUAGCGAGGAAUCCCCUAUCUCUGCGAGUUCCUCUUUCGUUGCCGACAUGAACUUGACAAAUCACCUCUCCGCCCUGUUAGACCAAGAGCACAAUGACAUGGUUGUUCGGGAGCUGAAUCUUCUGGAUGCCACCAUUCCCCCCGAGAAAGUUCUUCUGAAAGUGCUCACCCCGGAGUCAUUCACCACUACCACCUCUUCUUUUGCUCGUGUCCAGCAGAGUCAGCAGCUUCUGACCUCCGUCAGAUACCGCGCUAUCGGAUUUGGCCAGUGCGGCCUUGUCUUUGAAAGGCCUGGUCGAGGGUACGUUUUGAAAGUUGCCAAGCCGUCAUACGAAGAAAGUCUUUGGGCCGAUUUCAAGGCCCAUUACAGCAUCAGCGAGGCUGUCCAAAAGCAUCAGAGCCCUGAUCAACCAAUGGAAUGCCGCGUACCACAACUCUUCUCUUAUGUCACAAAGGGCAAUGAGAUCUGGUGGAACGAAAACAAACCGUUUUUCACAGCAACAAUGCAAGAAUCAGUCUCGUUGCCAGCGAUGACUUUGAUUUCACAGCGGAUCCUCCCAUUGCCGAAAAUCGCUCGCGAAGCCCUCAUUAACAAGUACUGCCCAGAGCCAUCUCGAACCCUUGUGGCCGCCAAUCCAACAAAUCAAGACUGUCUUGCUCGAGUUUACCUUGGUCGGCGUCGUGCUACGACUGCUCCAUCUGCAAAUUUCACUUUGCGCAACUUCAAUUUGCAUCUUGACCAGAUGAUCGAGCUUGACCUUCCUAUUAACAAGAUAGCUGGUGCUAUAGGUGAAGCGUUGGCGCUUGUUCACUGGGCUGCCCAUGUUGAUGGGUAUGAUAUUGAAUUUGUGCUAGGAAGUGAAGGGUAUAAAACCUAUACACGGGAGGUUUCCUUCACUUUGAAUAUGUCCGCGGAGCAGGUAGCAGCACUACCUCCCAACACAGAUAUCGAGUCUAGGAUGUCGGUCAAUUUUAAGCAGCGUACGACCCGUUUGUGGAUGCUUGACUUCAAUUUGUGCAAUAUAUGGAAUGAAUCCGCCGUCCUGGCGAACCCUGAGGCCCUAGUAUCGCAUCUAGUGAUGGCCUUUUUCGAAAAUGACCCUUACUACCCACUUCCGUUGAUGGAAAGUGACGUGGAUAAAGAGCUUUGGACAGUGUUCACUGUCCAAUAUCUCCAGAUGGCAACCAAGGUCUUGAAUGGAAAGGAUCCGAGGCUGGUAGCCCUACCUUUGAAAUUUAUUGAUGGCUGCGUUGAGAGGGAGCGGGAGAGUAUCCGCAAUGGUCUUGGUCACGGUCAGCGUGAUUUCAAGCAGUGA